Molecule: messenger RNA, 2478 nt
Organism: Camelus dromedarius (Arabian camel)
Lineage: Eukaryota; Metazoa; Chordata; Mammalia; Artiodactyla; Camelidae
Gene: ASCL1
Product: achaete-scute family bHLH transcription factor 1
Exons: 2
Coding region: 644-1333 (229 amino acids)
Biological process (GO): developmental process; regulation of transcription by RNA polymerase II
Molecular function (GO): protein dimerization activity; RNA polymerase II transcription regulatory region sequence-specific DNA binding; DNA-binding transcription factor activity, RNA polymerase II-specific
Source: RefSeq, a predicted model, not a curated record
GAGUGGGGGGCGAGGCGGGGCCAGGGCUGCGCGUGGGGCUGGGUGUCCCAUUGAAAAGGCGGCCGCACUCCGGCCGCCCAGCACUCUCUCACUCCUGGCCAGGGAACGUGGAAGGCGCACCGACAGGGAGCCGGCCAGGGAGGGCAAGUGAAAGAAGGAAAUAAGAAAGAAAGGGGGUUAACAAAAUAAUACAAACAGCCCGAGCGACGGUUGGAGAGACCGAGACCCGGCGCAAGAGAGCGCAGCCCUAGGGGGAGAGGAACAGGAGACAGCAGAGCGCGCUCACCACUGACUUUUGCUUCUUCUGCUGUCUUUUUUUCUUCUCUUAAACAAGAAGGCGCCAGCGGCAGCCUCACACGCGAGCGCCACGCGAGGGUCCUGAAGCCAACCCGCGAAGGGAGGAGGGGAGGGAGGAGGAGUGGAGGGAGGAGGAAAGGCAUUUGCACCUUCCUUGCUCUCACCCUAAUAAGUCUCCCGGGGAUUUUGUGUAUUUUUUACUUCCCUUCGGGCUCCUGCUUUAUCUCUUCCCUUCUUUCCCUCUCUGUUCGUGCACCCCAGUCCUGUCUGUGUCCCCUCUCGUGCGCGCCCCGCACCUCGCGUCCCCGCUUGCUCGGAUCCCGCGACUCCUUGGCCGCCGCUGCGCAUGGAGAGCUCUGCCAAGAUGGAGAGCGGCGGCGCCGGCCAGCAGCCCCAGCCGCAGCCCCAGCAGCCCUUCCUGCCGCCCGCAGCUUGCUUCUUUGCCACGGCCGCGGCAGCGGCAGCGGCGGCGGCGGCAGCGGCGGCGCAGAGCGCUCACCAGCAGCAGCAAGCGCCACAGCUGAGCCCGGCGGCCGACGGCCAGCCCUCAGGGGGCAGUCACAAGUCAGCGCCCAAGCAAGUCAAGCGCCAGCGCUCGUCCUCGCCCGAACUGAUGCGCUGCAAACGCCGGCUCAACUUCAGCGGCUUCGGCUACAGCCUGCCGCAGCAGCAGCCGGCCGCCGUGGCGCGCCGCAACGAGCGCGAGCGCAACCGCGUCAAGCUGGUCAACCUGGGCUUCGCCACCCUUCGGGAGCACGUCCCCAACGGCGCAGCCAACAAGAAGAUGAGCAAGGUGGAGACGCUCCGCUCCGCCGUCGAGUACAUCCGAGCGCUGCAGCAGCUGCUGGACGAACACGACGCGGUAAGCGCCGCCUUCCAGGCUGGCGUCCUGUCGCCCACCAUCUCCCCCAACUACUCCAACGACAUGAACUCCAUGGCCGGCUCGCCGGUCUCAUCCUACUCGUCGGACGAGGGCUCUUACGACCCACUCAGCCCAGAGGAGCAAGAACUGCUCGACUUCACCAACUGGUUCUGAGGGGCUCGGCCUGGUCAGGCCCUGGUGUGAAUGGACGAUGGAAGCAGGGCCAUCGCAGAACCUGCAUCUUUAGUGUUUUCCUGUCAGCGGUGUUGGAAGGGUGAAAAAAGAAGAAAACAAGAAAACAAACAAAUUCAGCCAACCAACCCCCUAGACCAGCUAAGCGUCGCAUGCUUGAGAAGCAAGACUCUCACAAAACAGGGAUGCACUCAGAACAGUGUAUUUGCACUCCAAUCAUCCAAGUUGAUAGAGUGACUAGGACCUGAGUCAAUGCACAAAAUGCAGCUUGUGUACAAAAGUAGUGGGCUCCUGGCAGAAGGGAGCAGCACAGGCCCUGUAGAAACUCCCACCCACAACUAACAGGCAGAGCUGAAAGUGCUUGCUGGGAGUGCAUUCAUCUCCCGCCCUCUCUGAAAGCACAUCCUUAGCGCUCUAGAAAUGGGCUGAUGUCUUUCUUCUCUGUAUCCCCUAUUCCAAUAAGCUACGGACAUUUGUCUGCAAUGACAUUAUGCUAUACUCAGUCCUUUGAAACCCUGAUCCUCUGGGGGCUCCCUCCCCAAGCUCCACUCCCUCACACCAUCUUUUCUACCGUUUUCAUCAUAGAAUGCUUCCAAUUUUUUGUGAUUUUUUUUUAUUAUAAGAAAAAUUUAUUUGUAUCUAUUCUAACCAGUUUGGGGAUAUAUUAAGAUAUUUUUGUACAUAAGAGAGAAAGAGAAAAAAUUUAUAGAGUUUUGUAUAAAUGGUUUAAAAUGUGUAUAUCUUGAUACUUUAACAUGUAAUGCUAUUACCUCUGCAUAUUUUAGAUUUGUAGUUCACCUUACAACUGCCAUUUCCCCUAUGUGGUUUUGUAAAGAACUCUCCUCAUAGGUGAGAUCAAAAGGCCACCAGACGUACUUCAGCACCAAUGUGUCUUACUUUAUAGAAACCCUGUUAAUGUAUUAAUGAUGUUAUUAAAUACUGUUCAAGAAGAACAAAGUUUAUGCAGCUACUGUCCAAACGCAAAGUGGCAGCCAGUUGGUUUUGAUGGGUUGCCUUUUGGGAAAUUUCUAUCACUGCCUUUUUUUUUUCUUACUGUUUUAUUACAAACUUACAAAAAAAAAAACCCCAUGUAUAACCCUGUUUUAUACAAACUAGUUUCGUAAUAA